Molecule: messenger RNA, 6383 nt
Organism: Xyrichtys novacula (pearly razorfish)
Lineage: Eukaryota; Metazoa; Chordata; Actinopteri; Labriformes; Labridae
Source: the annotation of a GenBank genome assembly
AUGGAUGAUGUGGAGAUUACAGAUGUGGACGACGGCGACAUGCCUAACAAGGUGGAGAAAGCCCAUCACCUACACAACCAGGACCUGAGUUCUCUGAGCGAAGCUGGUAACCUCUCAUAACAUCACAAGAAACACAAGAUUCUUGACAUACGGCAUCAGUCAACAUUAGCAUGCUAGCAGCCUUAGUUUAUCUAUCAGUAAAUACAUCCGUUUACCAAAUGAAGUUCACAAUUAAUAUAUCAAAGUCAAUGAGUACAGUUGUGUUUGUGUGUCCCACAGCAGCUGAACUCCUAUCUCAGUAUGGUUGGCACCUGCUGGUUGCGACUGUGUUGGUCUCCCUGCUCAUCCAAUAUCUGAUGAAGAGAUUUAGCCAGAGCGAAGACACCAACUCAACUACACCACAACCACAGCAAGGUCAGCUGCUGCUCUUCAUCACUCUGUUUUACACUCCAGUAGGACAGUUCAAUGGCAGAGGUCUCAUGAGGAUGAAUUCAGUCUACUGAAGGAGAGAGAAUCCAGAGUGAAUCAGUUUCAGUGUGGCCAGACUUUCAGUGUUCAUUUGGUUUUCAUGGAAUAAAUUAGUGUAAAAUUGAUACAUAAUAUUUCAAAAGUAUUUGAAUCCCCACAAACCCGUGGACUAAACUUUAUCAGAGAAGUCAGCCCCAGCACUAACUGAACAGAUGGCAGCUGAGUGCAGGCCACUAAACAUUGUAGAGGAUGCGGGUCUCCCAUAAUGCUCCACAGGCCCUAUGUUACUGUCUGAAUACCAUUUACAAGCCGUUUCAUCAUGGGGAACAAUAGCUCCGUGCAUAAAAGACCUGUAUAAGAAAGAAAAGUAACCAAACUGGAAGUCCUGAAAUGUGCGAAAACUGUUGUAUCAACUAGGGAUCCCAGGACAUUAAUACAGAAUCCAGAUUGUCUUUAAAAGGUUAAAAUAAGCCUUGUGGUUGACUGAGUAAGCACACUGAAACUGUAUCCUUCUUUCAAGUCAUAGUUUCAGAUCACAGCAGUGUAGCAGGGCAGCAAAUCUAAAAGCCAAGGCCCUCGGGAGAAUUACUUUACAGAGUUGAUACCAGAGGUGGGAAUUGUGGAGUCAGCAAGUCAUCUCCAUGUCAUGUAUUUGUUCUGCUCUGUCACUGAACCAGCUGUUUCCAAUGAGCAGCCAGGAAGGUGAGCUCAUUAGUGAAGGCACCUGGUUCAGUAACUGAGCAGAACAAAUACAUGGCAUGGAAAUGACUUGCUGCCACAAUUCCCAUCUCUGGUUGAUACAAACUUAAAAUCUGGUCAAAAAUGUAAAGUAAUGGAUUUUUAAAAUGCCAUUUAUCAUUUAUAUCAGUUGCUUAUCUUAAUAAUGCUCCAAGAAAGAUGUUGGGGUUAAAGAUAUCUUUUUUUUUUCAGCGUUUCCAGAUGUGUUCAAUGGUAAAUAAGUAUACCAGAGGGAAACCACAUUAAAACUAUGUGUCUGAGAAAACUUUUGUUUGAACCACCAAAUACAAAAAGUCUUUAUUUUAAAUUAUUUAGUCUCAUGGGAUCUUACAGAUCUGACGUGAAACUGGACCUGAAGCUCAGCAGCAUCCCACAUUCAUGAAGCCAAACUUUUUGACCAAUCACAGGGCCCCAUCUCUUACCUUGUACCAACAUUAGCCAUUUACACCUCCUAUGCAAACACACUCUCUCUGGAGUGUGUGUUUGGUUUAGGUGAGGUUUGAGGUGGGAGUGGAAGUAACUGGGUAAAGCAAGCAGAAAGGGGAGGAAGAAAUAGAAAAAUACAAGACAAGAUCAUAAACACAAGGGCCCUAUUUUAUCAAUUUUGCGCAGAUCUGAGCGCAGGAUUCAUUGUACGAUAUGACACACGUGAGAUUUAUGAAAGGGUUCGUAUCUGACCAAUCCCAGCGUACGUAUGAUCGGGUCUUGAUAAAUACGGCGGCUGAAAUCGAUCGUCAUUGACAUGCUACGCCCUUAAAUAUUUGUGGUUCAGAAGCCUCGCCCACUGAGGUCAAACAUGAACACAGCCAAGCGCGUCCUGUAUGAACCAGGAGUAAAAAGGAUUCGAAAGUUUUCUGAGCUGAAAGUGGAUAUCCUCACACCUGUGGUGAAACUAACAAGGAUUUUCUCUUUGGAAGCAUCAAAACUGGUAUAAAACCGUCCGGAAAACUCCUGUCUGGAGCAGGAUUAUGGUGGCGCUGAACAGCGCUGCAGCGGAAUAGUGGACAGUGACUGAAGUUUGAAUAUAUCAUUAGUCAAUAAGUUGCUUGUGGUGAUAAAUAAUUAUCUUAUAAAUGCCUCAUAUUUUUUAUUGCCAUGACAUAGGAUACGUUGCUCCAAUUAUUGAAAGUAUUUAGUUUUAAUUUGUUGUGUCUUUGUAAUGUAGAGCAGACUGGAGAGUCUGACAGAGGCUGAACAAAAAUAAUUAUUAACAUCACCAAACGGUGUGUUGCUGCUCCUGAGGCACAUUUUUAUGGAUUUCUAUUGGAUUUUUUUUUCUAAACUUAUACUUUACAUGUCAGAAUCCAUGGAUAAGGUCCUGUCUCCUCUGUACAGCACCUUUGUGGAGUCUCUCCUCGUUAUUGUUCUCUGGGCAUCGGGUCCACACGUUGCACCGGCACAGCCAACGGCACUCCAUUCACCAGUGCAACAUUGUGCUAAACUGUACUGGCCCGAAUGAUGUCCCACACCCUUUCAGGAGUGUACAACAACGUCCCCGCUGCUGGGCCAAAACAGAGACACCUGCCUUUAGGAGUCAAACACAGCGCUCCACAGUGGCGCGUGUGCGUAAUGUUAAAACAGCUCUCCUGCUCUGUGGCAGUGUUUAUGGGCAGAGUUAUCGGAUAGGCCGAUUCACUAAGGACAUAACAAAUCUAUUUUAUUUUAUUCACGUCUUAAUCUUUAAUGAAAUCUGGCUGGUUGUGCUUAAUGACAGGUUUGAGGUUUGUAUACCAAUUAUUUUGAGACAGACAUUUGCUGCACCACAGAUCCACACUGACUCAAACUUGCUUACAUGAUGUCAGACCUGUCGUGAAGUUUGGUCGUAGCGUACGCUCACGUGCAGAUUGAUAAAUGCUGAUCCUCACGUCAAAAUUUUCGUACGCAAAGUGUACGCAAGUUUUCUGCCGUUCGCAAGCUUGAUAAAUGAGGGCCAAGAUGUGUAUAGAGAUUGUCACAAUCCUUUUCUAUGUAAUAACUUAAAAUACUAAUAAUUAAAAAUGUCCUUUUUUUUCAUGAUUUUAACUUUUUUUCACUAAGAUGUUGCAUCAAUUGUGAGAAAUCAAGAAGCCAUGGAAGCUGCUCGGAGACGGAUGCAGGAGGAGCUUGAUGCCAAAGCAGCCAUCUUCAAGGAGAAACAGAAACAGGUGCAACUAUAGUGAGGUGAAGAAAUUUAAUGAGUGUAAUGAAGUCAACCCCGAACUGACUUUGGGAUCUGUUUUGUGAACAGCAAGAGGAGGAGAAGAGGAGGCAGAAAAUUGAGAUAUGGGAGAGUAUGCAGCAAGGGAAGAGCUACAAAGGAAGUAAAAAACUUUCUGAAGUAAGUUUUAUAGUUUUAAGUUUAUAAAUCAUCUUGAACCUCACUUCAUACUCAUGCAGUUCACUCAUCUAGAGGGAUUUGAAAACUAAAAUAACACGACACAGUGUUGAAAAGGGAUGACAAGACGACAGAUCAUGCUGUUUGCUAAGAGUUCCUUCUUUUAUUGUUACCUCAGUGUUAUCCCGCUUUGAAUUACCAGGUAGAGGCUGUUUGAAUUCCAGAGGCAGCUGAGUUUGAACAACAGUAUCUUUUUUCUUCAUGAGAGUAAUGUUACAUUCAUGCAGUGCUGCUUCAUAUGUGUUAACAAGUUGGACAUGUUUCCAUCGAUGUCCCCGACUGCUGCUGAAAAGUGCCGUCAAACUGCUUUAGUCUGAUCCACUUGUCUUUGUCCAUUGUUUUAUUUCACAGGGAAACCAUAGUGUUCCCACACAGGAGACCUUUAAUGUUAGUGGGGGAUCUUCUAGUUCUCACUUGUUGUGUUGUGUGUUCUGUGUAAGAUCAGCUUCCGUCUUCCGGCUGUGUGGUAACUUGGAUAACUUUGCAUGCAUUCAGUUCAGUACACAUGUGCUCCAUACUGGAAGUCCUUUACUAAUACAGUUUGUUGCGAAUACAUAACCUUUACAUCUUACAUCUCUUCUUAUCUUUGCCCCGCAGCAGAUGCACACGAUCUCUUUUCUAUAGAGCUUUCAGACAAGUGGUUGUUUUUUUUUCUUAAUCUGGAGUCCACAUGACUCGAUUUGGAGACUGUACAUCUAAUUGCCCAUCUCAGACAUUGACGAUUUUUCACUGUAAGCUAACUAAAGCUACCCAAUGAAACAAAAAGUUACUGCAACUCCUGUUAAAGGUAAAAGACAAACAUCAGAGUCUUAAAACAAAAUUUCAAAACGGUGUGCAUUUUAAAGAAAAGCACCUCCUCUCUUCAGGGUUUACAGGUGUUGAUAAUCUUUAUUUAAGUUUUAGAAAAUAAAAAAAAAAAGUUUAUGUGGUCUCAGAAAUGAAGGAUGAACAAGUUUAGUUUGUGGCCGCGGUAUUUCUUAAAAUCAAGCCACUCCAUCUAGAACCCUGAUCCGAAAACUGUUCAGAAGAAGAGGACACAUGAGAGGCAGAGCACUUUAUCAGAGAUAGGUUCCUUGCAGACGACAUUUGUAUCCUGGUGACUGUUGUGAGAAAGAGUUGGCAAGAGCUCAAUCUGAAUGAACCUGUAAUUGGAUUUUUUCUUAGAAAUGAUUGAAAACAUUUUAGAGGAGGUCACGUAAGAUUCAUCCCACUGCUGAGAUCACAGAUUUCAAACGAGGUUUACUCAAAGACCUCCUCUAGAUUGGAAAACGGGGGCACGGAAACACAAUAGUCCUUUGUGCUUUGAGACUCAGCUCAGACCGACUUGGCCAGAUAACUGACAUGGCUGUUGCCUGUGUUGACUCUGAGAAAGACAUUUUAUUCUGAUCAGAGAUUGUAGAGACUGAUCCCACAAUAACCUGAUUCAUCUGCCUCACUGCAGACCACUGAGGAGGCCAACUCGUCAACCUCAGCGCUGAAGCCAAAGACAGACAGGAAGCCUCUUCGUAGCGCAGGCAAGUAAUAAUAUGUUUACACUGUUUGAGCACUUCCCAAGGUUUCAAAAACAAUUGUAUGUUCAAAAUGCAUUUAGUUUUCUCUUGGUCUUUAUUUAUGUAUACAUACAUUUUUGUUUCAGGCUGAGGGAGAGAAGGAAAUAAGUGUGAUGAUUUUUUACUCCUGUUAACUUAAAAUGCAUCUAUUCAAAGGUGUUAUUUUCUUGCACUUGUUUUUUCACACUAAAACCUUAAACUCAGCACACUGUGGGCUUUGUGAUGAUGAACAUUCAAAGAUAUGGUUACGACAGCGGGUUUAAAUGUGCUGUAGGUGAGUUGUGUUAGGUCUCUUUACUAAAGAAACCAGGCAAAGCUAAAAAGAUGGUUGAUGGCUAGUGCUAUGGCUGGGACCCUAUGUGUACUGUUGAUGAAGUUAGGUGCUGUUCUAAGCAUUAUUUGUGACUCUAUUGUGGCUUUUUGGUUGAAGUUUGCACAUGGAGAUGUAGACCGCUGUGUAUUGCUAUCGUGCGGUCAUAGCUAGUAGCUAGUUGGUAUAACUAGAGAAGCAAGCGGUCGGCAACAUUCAUCUCUCGAGGGGGUGUCUAACUCAGUGUUACGAUGUGAUUCUAAGUUAAUUUUAUGCUGGAAUAUCCAUUUAAAGGAGAGUUACGCAUUUUUUAAAAUUCUCCUUGUAUUGUUUUAGAAACACAAGAAAGUAAACAGAAAUAUUCUAUUUAACUCCUCGAAUGAGGCAACAUGAAAACCUCAUCAAAACUAUAACAGGCAAAAGACAAACUUAAAUGGGGACUGGGAUUUUCUCAUAAUAGAACAACAGUUUACAGUCUGACAUUAAAAACAUGUCAUUGACUUUGCCUGAUUUUUGGUUAUUUUAUCUUUUAGUCCUCUAUUAAGAGUUAUUCUCUCCAUCACAAAGAUGUUAUUAAACAGAUGAAUUCUUUUGUUUUGAGCUGGGUCCUGGUGAAGGACAUUUUACAUGUCACUUAUGAUACUCAUCACAUAUCUCACUUUCUUUCUUCAUAUCAGUCGGGUACACAAACUUCACACUUAGAGGAAUUGGGGUUAAAAAGAAAGUGUUGAGUAGCAAAAAAAUUGAAAGUGUUUUCCCUUCAUAUUUCUGCAACAAUCAGUUUAAUUCAAGUAGGAUUUUUUUGGUUGACAGAAAAAUCACAUGGAAUCCUGCCGUUUUAAAACCAAGCUUCUCUUUUUCAGACUACAACCCGCUGUCUGGAGAUGGAGGUGGCACAUGUUCCUGGAGGCCCGGCCGGAGGGGCCCAUCAGCCGGUGGAUGA